GCCAAGACUAUGGACCGCUGCUCAUGGCGGAAAGCGGCAAUUGAGCGGGAAGGAAUACGUCGCAAUCGUCAUGGAAGCCAAUAAGAUUUCUCCCCUGGGAAAAGAUUCAGACUUCUCGAUAUCCCAGAAACGAGUACCUCGCAGUGCCGAUGUCCAGGACCCUGGCUGAUUGCUGUGAAAGCUGCUCCUCUUCCUGGGUCCUUCUCGGAGUUCUACUAUGUGCGAGAGUGCUGGCGAUGGCAAAGUCGAGCCAUCCUCGAGAAAGACAAAUACCAGACGAAAGAUUGUAGAUGCCCUCGGGUCUCUUCUCUCUCUCUCUCGCUCCCACCACCACCUGUCUCUCCUUCAUUUCAAAAGCGGUGUGCCUUCGCCACCCAAGCCCUUCAACAUGCGGUCGUCACUCCUUUCCUCCCUCGUCUGCCUCUGCCUGGCCACCUCGUCGGCCUCGGCCCGCCACGUCCACCAGCUCCGCGCCGACUUCAACCUCGCCUCCCUCCCGCAGACCCACUCGGCCCGCGGCCUCCCCGCCGCGGACGGCAAGAAGGGCGUCCUCCUCAUGAACCGCAUCGGGCCCUCCACCUCGGAGCUCUACAUCGCCAACGCUGACGGCACAAACGAGCAGAAGCUCCUCGGCAACGCCUCGAGCUUCGAGUACCACGCCGCCUUCUCUCCGGACGGCAAAUACGUCACCUUCACCACCGAGCGCAACGGCGACGGCAACUCGGACCUCUACCGGUGCAGCUUUUCCUCUGCCGGCACCGGUAACUCCACAUCUGCCUCGUGUUCCAACCUGGAAGAACUCAUCGCCACACCCGCUGUCGAAGACGCGGGCGCCCUCUCCCCCGACGGAACAAAACUCGCCUACGUCUCCACCGAGAACGGCUACCGCGCCAACAUCUGGGUCCUCGAUAUCGCCACCGGCGCCCGCCGCAACCUCACAAACACCCCCGAGAUCGCCGGCGACCCUUUGCUGCCCGACGGCCACUUUAGACCCAGCUGGUCCCCGGACGGCGAGUGGAUUGCCUUCGCCUCGGACCGCAACACGGCCUGGAGGGGUCACGGCAACGGUACCGGCUGGGAACACACCCAAGAGCUCUCCGUCUACGUCGUCCGGCCAGACGGCUCCGGGUUCCGUCAGGUCGCCACAAAGACGGGCUACUGUCUCGGCUCGCCGAAAUGGAGCCCCGACGGGAAGCGCAUCCUCUACUACGAGAUCACCACCGAGCAGACGUGGGACGCGCACCGGCCCGAGUCCCUCGCCGCCGCCAUCUCUCAGAUUGUCUCGGUCGAUUUCGAGACGGGAGAAGACCGUAUCGAGCAUACCUCUGGCGCCAGCGUCAAGAUGUUCCCGCAGUGGUUGGCUGGUGACGAUAGCACCUCGGAUGGAUCCAGCAGCAACAACAUCGCCUACCUGAUCAAGGGCGGUGACAACGAAGGCUUCAACUACACCUCAGGCGUCCACGCGCCGAAGCCCCUCUACAGCUGGGACGCGGACUGGGAAUACCGCUCCACCGACGUCUUCCCCCAGCUCUCCCUCCAGGGCCGCCUCGUCAUCACCCAGAAGCAGCUCGGCAACUCCUCCAUCGUCUCCAUGAACCCGGACGGCACCGACCUCAAGCUCGUCUUCGACUCCUCCAAGACGGGUGAGAUCGACGCCGCCCUCGUCGCAAAGGGCCUCGCCGGCGCCUUCCAGCCAGCCUGGUCCAGCGACGGCCAGUGGAUCGCUUUCGGGCUAGGCUCCUGGUUCCAGUCCCGCGCGACGGGCAAAGCCCGCGUCUACCGCACCACCUCCAACGGCAGCUUCUACGAGGCGCUCACAGACGGCACUGUCCACUCCGGGUUCCCCUCCUACAGCCCGGACGGCCGCAGCCUCGUCUUCCGCGAGUGGGGUGUCCGCUACGGCCUCCGCGUCAUCGACCUCGAGACCAAGACGGUGCGGAGCCUGACCAACGCGACGGACAACCUGCCCUUCUGGUCGCCCGACGGCGAGCGCAUCGUCUUCACGCGCAAGACGUCGGCGACGAACUUCGACGUCUGCACCAUCCGGCCCGACGGGACGGACCUGCAGACGCUCACGUCCAGCGGCGCAAACGACGCGCACGCCGUGUGGUCGCACGACGGGCGGAUCCUGUAUUCCAGCGGCAUGUACGGGUUCCGGGACGAGGCGGCCAUCUAUGACCAGACGUUCCAGCCGUACGGGCAGAUCAUCGUCAUGGACGCCGACGGGUCGAACAAGCGGAUGCUUACGGAUAGUUUGUGGGAGGAUUCUAUGCCGUUGUAUGUGCCCAACGAGUUUCUCGUCUAG
Messenger RNA from Colletotrichum scovillei, 2305 nucleotides. Its product is annotated as TOXD protein. Lineage: Eukaryota; Fungi; Ascomycota; Sordariomycetes; Glomerellales; Glomerellaceae. The transcript has 2 exons. The record is from RefSeq and is a predicted model, not a curated record. Bases 218 to 2305 code for a protein of 695 amino acids.